AUGUCGAAAAUAUUUUUUUCAUACUUGUUUAAAACAAAUUUAUCGGCAUUACAUGCUGCUAUAUUAUCAGAUAAUACCAAUAAAAUUUGUCGUAUUUUGGAUGUAAAACGUGAUUAUAUUCAUAAAGAAUUAGAUAAUAAAGGAAAUACAGCACUUUUAUUAGCAAUGAAACAUGCAUCACCAGUAACUGUUCGUUUAUUACUUGAAGAAGGAGCUUCUCCUGAUCAACCGAAUUUUGUUACUUUUCAAACACCACUUGGUUUCAUAGCCGCAACAGUUUAUGAAAAGGAUCAACUGCAAGUAGCAAAAUUGGCUCUUGAAAUGGCUGUCAUUUUAUUAGAUCAUGGAGCUGACGUAGAUAAACCAUCACCAUAUACUUGUUUAGAUGAAAAUGGCAAAGGGUAUGUCAUUAUGGAAACACCUUUAAUGACAGCUGUAAGAACAAGAAGUUUACCAUUGGCAAAAUUAUUUGUUCAAAAAAAAGCUAAUGUAAAUUAUAUAGAAAAAAUAUUCGAAAAUCGACCUAUACAUUUUUCAAUCACAAAUGGUGAUGUAGCAAUGUUUGAUUUAUUAGAAAAUGCAGGUGCAUCAUGUCGUUCCGUUGUAUCUUCUGGACAAAAUACUUUAUUACAUUGCUUUUGUCAUCAUAAAGCUAAUGAUGAACAAAUGUCUUUGUUAGAAAAAUUAAUUAAUAAUGGUUGCGAUAUCAAUGCAGAAAAUAGUAUUCGACGUACGCCAUUAAUGUUAGCCGCAGGAUUAGAUAUGAUUAAUACAUGCUAUGUACUUAUAAAUGCUCAUGCUGAUAUAAAUAAAAUUGAUUAUAAAGGUUAUCAAGCUAUUAGUUUCGCAAAGCCAGAUAGUGAAUGUUUUAAAUUAUUGAAACAAGUUAUAUAUAUUCAACACAUUAAAACUCAAUCACAUCAUAAUAAAGAUCGAGUUCAUUUGAAAAAACAAUAUCAUUCUACGUAUACACUUUCUACGCAAAAAAGUGAACCACCAAAGCAAUUUAAUAAUGAUAAGACAAAUAUUGAAGAUCAAAACAAUUUAUUACGUAGUGAAUCUGAUCGAGCUUAUAAUGCUCAAGAUAUAAAUACAAAAUAUAAAAAUAUGUGGGAAAAAUUACUGGAAGCAAAGCAAACAACGGGACGAACGAGAGAUUUAUCGGUAGAACGACCCAUGAAGUCUGCUCAUCAAAGAAAUAAAGAUUUAUCUAAACAAAGAACAAAAGACUUCAAUGAAAAAAAAUUUUCAUCAACCCUCGAAUUGUGA
Messenger RNA from Rotaria sp. Silwood2, 1269 nucleotides. The record is from the annotation of a GenBank genome assembly. Lineage: Eukaryota; Metazoa; Rotifera; Eurotatoria; Philodinida; Philodinidae.